UGGAAAAAGGAUAUUAUUUUCUCCUGUGAAGAGUGCCGUUCUUCGCAUGUUACAUUUCCAGUAUCAAUCUCUCCUAUUCGCUUCUUCCAAUUCCCUCUUCGUUCUCGUCGUCUCUCGCAUGGCGGACCAAUAAGCAAGAACUCAAUUCCCAUUUGAUAUCAGACGAAAAUUCAAUCCCCAUUUUGCCCAACCUCUCCCCCGAUUCGUCCGUUCAUCUGCUGCCUUCUCCCAGUCCGAUAGUUUUGCAUUCUCUGAGACGCAUUGCUUGGAUACAGGGUACCCUCGAGCAGUUACCGAAACUCGUUUCGUUUUACGUUUGUUUGAAUUUCAAUCACUGCUGUGAAGAUAUAAUCUCCAUUCCUAUUUCUACCGCCAUUCUACGCUGAGAUGAAGGGCUUCUGAGUUAUUGACGCCUGCUUCCAAUCCGUUAUUUGGGGAAGAUGGAUGAGGGAAAGAGAGUCGUUCUUCUUCAUUCCAUUGCACUUUCUUUCAAAUAGUCUUUACAUCAUUGCCAUUGCAUUAUUUUGUGGUAUGGCUUCGAAUCUUCGCAAAUGGCGAUUUUGCUGAAUGUUCAGAGGUUUCAAGCAAUAUUGUUUUUGUAAAUCAAAGCUCAGUAAUGAUGCCACUGUCAUGCAUGGAUAUGUUCAGCUUGUAGUGAUUAUGAUUUCCAAGGCAAAAUUUGCUGUCAGAGGAGAAUAAAUCUGCAAGACAGGGUGGGAGUUAGCAAGUCUCUAGAUAAGGAUUAAGAUUUUUAUUUAGCCUUAGUCAAAUCCUUCCUUUCCAUCCUUCAAAAAAUUUUAAUCUUGGCAUCCGUUCUACUAGUUUCUUGUCUAACUAUUUCCUUUCAUUGAUGCCUCUAUAUACAUUUAUAGCAGUUUCAUGCUUUUCUGCGGACAUUAGGAAGGACUAGUACUUCUGGUGGUGUCUUGUCUUAAUAAUUAUUCAAAGAAUGUGGUAAAGGAUGCAACACGAGUUACGCUGUUAUUUUUGAUCAUGUUUAUUACUCAUUAUGGAAAAAAGUGAACCUACGUUAGUUCCAGAGUGGCUGAGAAGUUCUGGAAGUCUUUCCGGGAGUGGGAUUUCAGCCCAACAAUUUGCAUCGUCUUCUUCUCACUCAGAUGUUUCGUCUCAAGCUCAUUACUCAAGAAGUAGAACUUCAAAGAGCAUUAGCGAUAUAGAUAAAUCACACCUUGAUUUAUUGGAUUGGUCAUCUUCAUCAAGCUCAAGGAGGAAUUCUAGUAAUGGCUCUGGAAAGAAUGCUUAUAGUAGUUUUAAUAGGAAUCAUCGUGAUAGGGACCGUGAGAAGGAGAAAGAAAUGUCAAAUCUUGGGGACCCUUGGCGUCAUGACUUUUCUGGCCCUCUGGUGAAUAUCUUUUCCAGUAGAGUUGAGAAGGAAACUUUGCGGCGUUCUCAUUCAAUGGUGUCUAGGAAGCAAGGUGAUUUAUUUCCCCAAAGAGUUGCUGUCGACUUGAAAAGUGGAGGCUAUAAUCGUAAGACGAAUGGUAAUGGUUAUCAUUCAGGAAGUACCAUUAACGGUAUCACUGAUAAGGCUGUUUUUGAUAAGGAUUUUCCAUCACUUGGAUCAGAAGAUAGGCAAGGAGGACCAGAUGUAGGAAGAGUAUCAUCUCCCGGCUUGACCACAUCUCAGAGCUUGCCUAUUGGAAGUUCAGCUUUGAUGGGUCGGGAAGGAUGGACAUCAGCUCUGGCUGAGGUGCCAACUAUAAUCACAGGCUGUACAGCUGCUCCAUCAUCCGUUCAACAAACUGUUGCUGCCAAUUCUGGGUUGGGGUCCCCAAAUGCAACAACCCCGCGUAAGAUGGCUGAAGCAUUAACACAGGCACCAUCAAGAGCUCGUGUUGUGCCUCAGUCAACCGAGUUAUCUGUCAAGACACAGAGGCUUGAGGAAUUGGCUAUUAAGCAGUCCAGGCAAUUAAUCCCAGUGACACCUUCAAUGCCUAAAGUUUCUGUUCUUAAUUCGUUUGAGAAAUCCAAGUCCAAAGGAGCAUCCAGAACUGCUGAACUGAAUGUGCCUGCCAAGGGCGGUCCACAACAACUAGUGCAGCAUAAUAGUCAAACUCUUCGAGGUGGACAAGUCAAGUCUGAUUCUCCAAAGACCUCUCAUGGGAAAUUUCUGGUUCUUAAACCAGUGUGGGAAAAUGGCAUGUUAAAAGAUGCCUCAAGUCCUAUUAGUAACGUCAACAGUAGAACUGCAAAUUGUCAGUUUUCUCUUGCCUCUUCAGCUACCACUACCUCUUCGAGGAAUCAAAACAUCCUGAAUCCUCCAUCGUCUCUGGAGCGGAAGGUGGCUGCCUUAGAUUUGAAAUCAGGAUCCACUUUGGAAAAGAGACCACCUUCUACUCAAUUGCAAAGCAGGAAUGAUUUCUUUAAUCUCAUAAAGAAGAAAACUUUGGUGAAUGGUUCCACUUGUCUCCAAGAUUCAGGCAUUGGCUCAUCUCCCCUCAAGGAGAAAUCUGGGGUAGUAAACGGGGAAGUAGCUGGUGCUGUGGUGCACCCUUCUACUGUUACAGAUGAUGAGGUGACUAUCAAUGGCAAGAUCACUGAAGAGGUUCAGAGGUUUUCUGAGUCUGUGAAUAAGAGUUUGAGCCCUAACAUAACAUUAUGUUCAGAUGAGGAAGAGGCUGCAUUUCUUCGUUCUCUUGGAUGGGAAGAAAAUUCAGGAGAGGAUGAAGCGCUUACGGAAGAGGAGAUUAAUGCUUUUUAUCAGCGGUACAUGGUACUGAAUCCAUCUUUGAAGCAGAUCAGAUGUACAUCACCAGGACCUUCCAAUGCUGUCUGAAUAUGAUAAGCUUUCUUGUGGGACCUUUGUCAGUUAGACUUAUCUGACAGGUGAUCCCAAAUGCCUGAUAUCAAAUUGUUUUUGUGGUAAAUUGUGUAGGGUUUUCUCCCAUUUUUCUUUUAACGAGUAAAAGAAAAAUUUGACAGUGUUGGGCAGGAAGCAGAGAGUGAGUAUUGGUUUGGCCAUGGUGCAAUAUGUCAUAGGUUACGAAAUCUCUGGUUUGCCUACAACUGAUUUUUUGGUUCCUCUGAAAGACAGUUGGGAAAGGGUUGGAUAGGUGAUGUACUUUUGUUUGCGGUUGCAGCUGAAGAUGGCACUGCAAUUUGCAUAUUUCCUGGUAUUUUGGCCCUUUUGUUACUUUUUAAGAGUGAUCCCAUUAAAAGGCCUGAUUUGCUUUUCAUGCUUUUACAGAGGUAAAAAAGGUAAAAUUUUUAAUUUUAACCGUUACUUUGUCCUAGUUUCUUCAUAUGGAUAAUUUACGAUAUUACCAGUAGAAUUCAUGCUUAGUUUCUUCUUCUUCUUC
Messenger RNA from Momordica charantia (bitter melon), 3320 nucleotides. RefSeq lists its product as uncharacterized. NCBI's taxonomy places the organism in Eukaryota, Viridiplantae, Streptophyta, Magnoliopsida, Cucurbitales, Cucurbitaceae. The record is from RefSeq and is a predicted model, not a curated record.